This is a messenger RNA of Lottia gigantea (owl limpet), 180 nucleotides long. RefSeq lists its product as hypothetical. NCBI's taxonomy places the organism in Eukaryota, Metazoa, Mollusca, Gastropoda, Lottiidae. The record is from RefSeq and is a predicted model, not a curated record. The annotation marks the transcript as partial. The transcript has a single exon.
CUUCAAAAGGAAAUGACUAAAUUCCACAGUAAUGUCAACGUUUUAGAUGCCUUUACCCAACCUGAAUAUCAAGCAUGGAUUGGUGGAUCUAUCCUGGCAUCAUUACCAGACUUCCAAACUAUGUUAAUUUCCAAACCAGAUUACACGAAACAGGGUAUUCAAGUUGUUCACGAAAAAUGU